Messenger RNA from Exaiptasia diaphana, 595 nucleotides. RefSeq names its product paired mesoderm homeobox protein 2. NCBI's taxonomy places the organism in Eukaryota, Metazoa, Cnidaria, Anthozoa, Actiniaria, Aiptasiidae. Gene Ontology annotation, molecular function: DNA binding. The record is from RefSeq and is a predicted model, not a curated record. The coding region runs from base 50 to 529 and encodes 159 amino acids. The transcript is spliced from 3 exons.
GGAACACAUCGUUAAGCUCUCCAAGUUAUAAGAUCACAGUUCUCCUACAAUGAAACCUCAACAGCMAGCUAAUGAAGGCUCACGCUUYGGCCAGAGGCGGAAAAGAACCUUUUUCACCAACAAGCAGCUGAAACGAUUUGAGGAGGUUUUCGAAGAGGAUAAAUUCCCUGGAAUCGAGAUWAGAGAAAGACUUGCUAACGAGUUUGGAAUCAGGGAGGAUAGAAUUCAGGUUUGGUUCCAGAAUCGUCGUGCUCGCUGGCGACGACACGAAAUCAAAAACAAGCCUGCGUCGAGCGAUCAAUCAGAGGCUACAGACAAUGAUUUUCGACCUGCCUACCCGCCGUAUUUCUUCCCUUUGAAUAUAACACCUUUAGCCUUCAAUGCAGAAUUUAUCAGCCAGAAUACACCAGGCUUCGUAGAUGUCACUARCAUGYCCACAACAGUCCCUUACUGCCAAACACCGAACUACUCGAUGGACGAGUAUGCAGCCGCCUUCGGACUUCUUAGUGUAUAUGAUCGACAAGAUUAGUUUUCGUUUUUCAUUUGUGUUUGAUGUAAAUAUUAACUUAAGCUUUUAAUUUAGAAUGUGAAUGUG